GCGCAGACCAACUUCCAAGAACAUUUGCAUCGUUUUGCGCAAUUGUUACUUCACAGUAAUCAGUAACAUCAUCCUCAUCAUCAUCGAGUUUCAGCUAUUCACAGCUCUCUCUUUUUCUCUCUCUAUUAGGUGAGAGAGGAAAACACAAUUCCUUCUGGUAAGUUAGGGCUUUCGACCGUGUUUUAGCUUCGGUGCCAAUGGUGGGAAGAAGAAAGCCAUUGGUACUCACUUCCACUAAAACUCUCCUUAAUUCCGUACUCAGUCCGUCGCGGCUCGGUGAAGUAGACCGGUUCCCAUUCGACGAUGACGCCUCCUGUGGUCUGCAGUUGCCAGCGGGGAUCCUCCGGCUCUCCGACGUGAAAUUGGCUUCUCUCGACGACUCUGCUUUGGUCGGCUUCUCGAUUUCUGUCCUCAAACGGUUGUCCAUAACUUCGGGCUCUUCGGUGCUUGUAAAGAAUGUUGAGACUGGCAAACAGAGAAUUGCCCAGGCCGUAGUCCUUGAUCCUCCAUAUAAACAAAAAGUAUCAGCUGAAACUGAACCAUCCUCUUCUUAUUCUUCUCGGGCAAUGCUUAUUUUUCCAUCAUGUACUUACCCCGAAACUGAACUUGAGUUGUUGGACCGCGAAGUCGCCUAUAUUUCUCCUAAAUUAGCCUUCAACCUUGACUUGCACAUGUCGUGCUUUAAGUCUCUCGUCCAAGUAGGGGAAGAGGCUAUAGCAUCUUAUUUUAAAGAUAAAAUGGAUGAGCAGAUGAGUAGGGAGGGUACUGAAACUUCCUUAGUUCGCUUACAGUUGGAACCAUUACGUGUUUUGCCAAGAUAUGCUUCACAUUUAAGGGUCUCUUUUGUGAAGAUACCAGAAUGUGGUACACUUGAAUCUUUUAAAGGCAGUUCGACUAUUGAAGCUGAAAGUCGUCAAGAGAUGAUUGAUCUGGCAUUACAAAACUAUUUUGAGGUUGAUAGGUAUUUAGUGAGAGGUGAUAUUUUCAGUGUCCAAAUAGAUUGGAAUUGCAAGUCUCUCAUUUGCGUUCCUUGCAGCCAGAGUUCGAAAUCUAAAACUGCUGGCACUAUCUAUUUCAAGGUUGUAGCUAUGGAACCGUCUGAUGAACCAGUUCUUCGGGUUAAUCGCACUCAAACUGCUCUUGUGCUUGGAGGGAAUGUUCCUUCAGCCGUUCCCCCGGAUUUGCUUAUUGGUGGACCUGAAGGUUUUGCACCUUUGCAAGAAGAAACUGUGAAACUUUUGGCUUCCAUAUUGACACCAGCUAUCUGUCCAUCAGUCCUUUCUUCAAAAUUCAGAGUUUCUGUUCUAUUAUAUGGCUUGGCAG
Morus notabilis is the source of this 1323-nucleotide messenger RNA. RefSeq names its product peroxisome biogenesis protein 6. The transcript is spliced from 3 exons. The record is from RefSeq and is a predicted model, not a curated record. The annotation marks the transcript as partial. NCBI's taxonomy places the organism in Eukaryota, Viridiplantae, Streptophyta, Magnoliopsida, Rosales, Moraceae.